Messenger RNA from Acanthoscelides obtectus, 854 nucleotides. Lineage: Eukaryota; Metazoa; Arthropoda; Insecta; Coleoptera; Chrysomelidae. The record is from the annotation of a GenBank genome assembly.
GACAAUAUAUACCAACGUCAUAUGCUAAUUACAGAUUGACAGAGGCUGUCAGAAUUUGACAGAGCUCGAUUUAUUUUUAUUCUUGUGGUUCUUGGCAUUUUUGCGCUUCCUCAACUACAAAAUUCAAAAAUGCCAGAAGCAGAACCUAGAAAUAUAGUCGAAAAAUUCUUUGCUACUGUAGGAAAUAUGUUAGAAACACCAGUAGUGUGGGUUAGAGAAAAAAUCGUCGAACCUAAUCAAAAAAGUUAUCCAUGGUACCACCAGAAAUACCGCCGUGUUCCGACGAUAGACGAAUGCUAUACUGACGAUGAUGUUUGCAUCUUUGAGGCAAAUGCUCAAUACAAAAGAGAUAAGCAAGUUGAGUCCGAGAUACUACACAUUCUCAGGGAACGUUUUGAAAACUGUACACUUUAUGAAGCACCUGAUCAUCUAGAAAAAUGCACCCAUCUCUGGAGAGAGUAUGAAGAUGCUGCUACAAAUUGGUUUAUUAAGUAUGGUGAUUUAGGAGCAUAUCACAACGCAAAAUCUGCAUAUAUGAAACAGAAACAUAGGAUGAUUUGGGAACGUAGGCAUGGACCUGUAGGUAGUGGAGUGAAGAAAGACACUGAUCAGGCACCUGCUGAGAAUUAAUUGGAAUGUUAACAUACAAACCAUAUUGUUAACAUUGCGUGUAGCUGUUAUAUUGUUUGUAGUGCAUUAUUGAAUAAAAUAUUUGCUUUAAACUUCCCCUCUUUGAAUAAAUUUAAUGAUAGAAUUGUCUGUAUCUAUAUGGCUUCCUAUGCACAAUAAAAGAUAAUUUGAUGAUAACUAAAUUAUGUCUAGAUUAUGGUGUCAACUGGAUUGAAAGACUAGCU